CGGUCUGGAUUUCUGUGUGGUGUUUGAUGUAUCGAAUUGUUUUGUUUUUCAUAAUUGGACGGUUAACUAUUAAAUAUUUUGAUGUCUUAAAUCUGCAGGUUUAGUAACAGUGAGCAUAUAUCAUUUGUAUGAGAUAGUGAACGGAAUAAGAUAAGGUGGCUUUAAAAAUGAUCACCUACUGCGGCUUAGACUGACCAGAGGAUUUCAUGAACAGAAAAAAAAUCGGAAGUAAAUAAGUGCAGCUUAUUUGGCAGCUGCUCAGAGGAUUUAAAAUAUUAUUUCGACAGUGUAAGAAAGUGGGAUUAAUAUUUUAGCAGUGACAGCAACAGUUUGAUAAAAAAAAGUGGAAUACAUAUGUAUUGUUGUCAAGUGUAAUAAAAUAUAUAAAGAAACAAGUGCGAAUUUGUCUGAACAAAUCCAUUGGGGAAGCUGCUGCCGUGUGAUAUAAUCAUAAAGGGGAUUUAUUUAGAAAAUAAAAGAAGCAAGUGAAAGUGUUAUCUGGAACAAACUCCCAUCAAGUGUGAUCAAAUCUGCUGAUAUAAAAUUACACAUCUUAGGGAAUUUAAGUGCUCAUUCUUGCCAGAUUACAACAUUUGGACAGAUGGAUAUAGACUUGAAUAGACUGACCUCAGCAUUUGUGUGAGCCCUAUAUGUCUCUAUUGGCCAUGAAUCCACCUGGAAUGGGGCCCGAGUCUAUGGUUGGAGACCUCGGACUGAAGUUACCUCACACACAGAGUAUGGGUAUGGACUCGCUGCAGUAUGGUAUGGACGCCAUGAUGUUCCAGCAACAGAAUGCGCACCAGUAUGGAUCCUUCAUGUAUCCAGGGCCUGUCUAUGACAACCAGGGAAUGUAUAAUGAGAUGCAGUCGCCCACGACGAUGUCGGAACAGAGCCUGUCCCCAUCCCCUCCACCCCCUCCGCGCAUGUACAAGCCGUGCGUCGUGUGCAUCGAUAAGUCUUCAGGGUAUCACUACGGCGUUAGCUCAUGCGAGGGCUGCAAGGGAUUUUUCCGACGUAGCGUUCAGAAGAACAUGCAGUAUACCUGCCACAAAGACAAAUGCUGUGUCAUCAACAAGGUGACACGCAACCGGUGCCAGUAUUGCCGUCUACAGAAGUGCUUCGCCAUGGGGAUGUCUAAAGAAGCGGUUAGAAAUGAUCGAAACAAGAAGAAAAAGCAGGCGAAAGUUGACGACCAGUCUCCAUCACCUGAGGAACAAUCAAUCACAGACGAGGAGCUCUCGUUACUCCAGGAUAUCGUGGAGGCCCACAGAGCAACAUACUCGAAGGAAGACAUCGUCCCAUUGUCCCCCCUAAACCUUAACAGCAUCAAACUGGUUGGACUGUCUGAGACCUGUAGAGAUAAACGUGGACCCCGGACGGAGCCUAGUAUUACCGACUCCGAUAAAAAGGAUCAAAGAAAGGAACUUACUGCUGAAAGUAUAAUGCUGUGGGAAAAAAUAACGGAGCUGUCGUCUCGCGGGAUUAUCAAGAUUGUGGAAUUUGCGAAGAAGAUUCCUGGGUUUCUCGCACUCAGUACGACCGACCAAAUCACCAUGUUAAAGGCGGCGUGUCUGGAGAUCAUGAUCUUACGUUUAAGUUCCCGCUAUGACCAAGACUCUGACACCAUGUUAUUUAGCGGGGGCUUGAAUGUAACACGCGAUCAACUAGAAUCGGCAGGGUUUGGUUCGUUGACGGACACGAUAUUCCGGUUUGCGCGAUCUCUGCGUGAUAUGGAUGUAGAUGAAAUGGAGCUUGCGGCCCUCUGCAGUAUAUGCCUGAUAAGCGGAGAUCGCUCUGGGCUGGAAUCUCCAGAAAAAGUUGAGGGCAUGCAGGAACCGAUUCUAGAAGCCUUAAAACAUUAUGUGAAGUCUCGGCGGAAAGAAACACCACAAAUUUACGCGAAAAUGCUGAUGAAAAUCACCGAUCUCCGUAGCAUAAGUGUGAAAGGAGCGGAGAGAGUAUUGCAUUUACGUCUUGAAAUGCCAGGGGAAUUACCUCCCUUGAUAAUAGAAAUGUUGGACAGAACAGAAAACGUGUGCAUACCGUAACUAGUUUUGGCCGCUGACAACAUUGUGAAUAUAUUUUCAUUUCAAACGGCCAGUGAUAUGAUGUAGAAGACAUCAACAAGAGAUGUAAACGCUAUAUAUUUGGUGUAAAUUUUCUGCUGGUACUUGGGUACACAAAUCUUAUUUGGGAAAAGAAUUAUCUGAAGUAUUUUUUGAAUGGAAGGCAUUUUGAGCUGCAAUAUAAAUAGCCUUUAACAAAGUUUAUGUGUAGCAGAUGUGCGGUAAAAUUUCAUACCCUUGUGAAAUUCAUUUUAAUGCACGAGUGUGUUAAUGGAUAUUUUAUAAGAAUAAGGGUUGGUAUUGCAAUGAAGUUGCAACAUAACCAUACACCAAGUGAGAUUUAACCAUUAAGACUGAAGAAAAACUUUUUUUGAUAAACUGUGGAACAGUGCUGCUGUUAUACCCACUAAGGAUUAUGUACAAUGUUUUGCUGAAUAUCAAGACUUCACAAUCAUUUUGUCUUUAAGACAGUGUAAAUGUGAAUCUGAAACCAAAUGCCAUGUUUGGAUGAUAUCCUGCUAAUACAUGUACCAGCAUAAGUUGUAUGGAUGUGAAAUUUGGGGAAAGUGUGGCCCAGCUCAGCUGAAAUGAUAGUGGGAACUGUUGCCCAGCUCAGCUGAGAUGAUGGGGGAAACUGUGGCCCAGCUCAGCUGAGAUGAUGGGGGAAACUGUGGUAUAGAACAGCUGAAAUGAUGGGGAAACUGUGGCAUAGCACAGCUGAAAUGAUUGGGAAACUGUGGGCCAGCUCAGCCAAAGUGAUGGAUGGUGGGAACUGUUGCCCAGCUCAGCUGCAAUGAUGGGCGAAACUGUGUCCCAGCUCAGCUGAAAUGAUAGUGGGAACUGUUGCCCAGCUCAGCUGAAAUGAUAGGCAAAACUGUACCUCAGCUCAGCUGAAAUGAAUGGGAAUUUGUGGCCCAGCUCAGAUGAUAUUAUGAGAUUUAUAACAGACUUCAAACACAGGGAUAGACUGUACAUAAUUAUGUUAACUCAGGUUAUUUUUCAUUAUAAAAUUCCAGCCGAAAGCUUCAUUCAUUGGAGGUAAUAUAUUCACUCAUUGCUGAUAUUCUUUCAUUAAUUGAUUUUACAUUUCUUAUAUACAUUUGGACAUUAGCUGUACAUCAUGUCAUUAUUUGUUGCUGAUUUGUUGUUAUUUCGUGUUGUACAGUUAAAGGGCUAAGAGCAGGCAAAAAAAAUGUGUUUGUUUCCGAUUUUACUGCCUCCAAAUUAUAGUCGAGGUUUGACAGAUUUUUUUGGACAACAGUAUCAUUACAAAACAUGGUACAUUAUUAUAAUUCAGUAGAAAAAAAGAAGAAAAUAACUGCAGAUAUCAGACAGUUUAAGGUGUUAAUAAUAUUAAGCUUAAUUCCUGUAUCACCUUUCCAUGUUAGAUAUUGAAUUGUUUUGAUAAAUGUUAGUACAAAAGGUGAGCUUGUCUAAACAUCAUUGUUACGCGUCAAAACGUUGCCGUUUGGUCCAGGUUAAUGUAAACUAUAGCGCUCCAUAAAAUACAAUAAAUUAAGGUGUCUUUCGGAAUUCAGUAACUACCGUGAAGAUGUACCAAGAAAAUUAACCAAAACCCAAGGAGGAAUUAUAACAAGUAGAACAAAAUGGUCAAAUGGCAAUAACAAAAUAAGUGUUCAUAGAAAAAGAUAGGGGAGGGCUGGAAACUGGAAACAAACAUUUUUUUGUUCCCUGUAUUGUUGUUAUGGAGGGAAUUAAAAUUAUUAAUGAUUUAUGUUGAAUAUUCACAUAAAUGUUAUUCUUUGUAUAGAUUCUAUAAAUACAAUUUUGUCUAUCUGAUGACAAAUUAAAACAUCUGUUUUAUGAUAUGUAAACAGUUUUACAAAUGUACUUAGUUGAAAGCCAUAAUUCAACAGGAAUGUUCUCUUCCCCUGGUAAAGAAAGCUUGUAUAUCAAUACAAUAUUAUAGUUACAAUAUGCAUAUACAGUAAAAUAUGAUUAAACUACAUGUACUCGUAUUGUAAAAUUAGCAAAAUGUUUGGAAAACUGUUAAAACCUUCAUUAAUUAAAAGAGGUUUAAGUUACCACCCCGUAAACACAAACUUUGGUUAGACCUUACAGGACAAGAGCUCAGCACAAGACAAACAUCUUGUAAAUUUAUUUGGUGUUACAACUGCCUUGCAUUAAAGCUACACUCUCCCAUUUACUGUUUUUAAAACUUUUUUUUAUUUUUUGUCUUGGAAUGAACUAAUUUUUGGUAAAUAUCUGCAAACUAGUGGUAUAGGACUGCUGACAAAAGAUUAGAUCGCAGAUUUUCAUAUUUAUGUUCGAAACUUAAUGUUUUGUGUAUAGAACAUCAUUUUUUUAAUUAAAUUAGAAAAUCUAUGAUCUGAAUUUUUUUCAGCGGUCUUAUAUCAUUGGUGUCCAUACAUUUUCGAAUAAAUUGGCUCGUUCCAAGAAAAAAAUUAAAAACUUGUCAAAAUGUUCAAUCUGUGAGAAUGCAGCUUUAUGCUCUCAAUAUGAAUACAUGAUUGGAUAGAUGGGAUUUAAACUUGUGUUGAUUCACCAAGCUGAGCUUUUCAUUUAUAAUAAGUUUGUGUAACCUUGAACUAUUCCUGCUUUGUAAUAUUGUAUUUGUUAAGUUUGGUAAAUUCUGCUCAGAAUGAAACCAUAGCUACCUCAACUGUUAUAACACUUUCCAGAAAAAGUUACUGUGCAUGAUAAAGCUCCUGUCCUUUGUUAUUUAAUAUGUCGGGCAACAUUUUAUUAUUAUUAUUAUUUCACUGCCCUAGAAUAGUAAGGUUCUUGUAGGUAGGUCGGAUUUUUUAUAUUUUAAGUAAAAUUAUGUCUGAACAUCAUUGUCACACUUGAAAACAAUGCCAUUUAGUCUGGAGAAAAGAUCCUUUCAAAAUAAGUAACUACCUUAAAGACCUAUCCAAAAGAAGAACAAACAGCACAUGAAAACCAUAUGUCAUAUGUCAAUAAAACAGUUAGGGUUGGAUGGCAUAAAUUUGGAUAAGUUAAGAAACUGGUAAUUUAAAAAAACAAACUUACAUCUUUAGGCAAAAAUAUUUAUAUGAAAAACUACAGAAACAAGCUGAGGAUGGGAAAGUGUCAACAUAAACCACGUUUAUAGGCAAGAAACAUGGAACAACAGCACAAAACUCCACAAAGAACACAGUGCAUUUAUACUUUAUUAAAACUAGGUGUGUUUAUCAAGGAUUGUUAGGUACCGCCUUGGGACAGUUAGUAAAACAUAAACACAAAAAAAAAAUGAAAAUGUAACUCUGAAUCAAAGUGAUAUUCCUAAACAAUAUAAAUUAUAUGACGGUUUUACAUUUUUAAUUCUCUUCUAGAUGUCUUUGAAUGCACAGUUUCUUGAUUCGUUUGUACGUAUGCAUACAUGAUUGUAUGCUAAGAUCGCGGUAAGGGAAAAUACCUAAUGUCCUGACUGAUAGAAGUUUUUAAACAUAAAGCUACAUGGUGGAAGACCGAUGAAUGUAUCAAAAGUUAUUCAUGUACACUAUGUGGUUCCUGCUUUGUAAAUGUAAGCAAAAGGUUAUGGUUAAUUACUCGAGGAUUGUCAUUCCCUGCUUAGAUACAAACUUUCUGCUCAAACCAUCCUCUCAGGCAUCUCUGAAAAUGGCUUCAUCUUUUUCCAUGCUUGUGAAAAGGACUUUAUACUCAAUUGCAAUAUCAUUUUAAUGUUUUAACCAGUAAAUUGCUUUUUUAAAUCAUUCAAUUUUAGGUAUAUUAUAUUUCAGAAACAUUCUUAUACAUAGUUUACCUUCAUUGUUUUCACAUGUACAUCAUGCCGAUAAUUUUAAAACCACUUUGUUCUUUUGUUUUUAUUAAUUAUUCACCUCAUAAGUAUGUUAUUAUUUUUCAUUUGUUGUGAUUGAUUAUCUGCUUAAAAUCUUGAUAAAAAAUGUGGAACAUUU
Mya arenaria is the source of this 5968-nucleotide messenger RNA. Its product is annotated as retinoic acid receptor alpha-A-like. The transcript is spliced from 12 exons. Gene Ontology annotation, molecular function: zinc ion binding; nuclear receptor activity; RNA polymerase II cis-regulatory region sequence-specific DNA binding. Gene Ontology annotation, cellular component: nucleus; transcription regulator complex. The record is from RefSeq and is a predicted model, not a curated record. Gene Ontology annotation, biological process: cellular response to corticotropin-releasing hormone stimulus; regulation of transcription by RNA polymerase II. Lineage: Eukaryota; Metazoa; Mollusca; Bivalvia; Myida; Myidae. Bases 651 to 2048 code for a protein of 465 amino acids.